AUGGAGCUCUUCAGGGCCACGCACACCAUCAAGUCCGUGCCGCACUCCAAGAUGGACGACACCUACCAGCACCCUAACAUCUUCAUCUACAUCAUGAAGAAGAAGAAGAAGGACAAACCAGCGUCGGGCCCCAGGGAAGCCCCGGCGGCGGCUGGAGCUGUUCCUCUUGCUGCUGCAGUGCCGGAGGGGAAGCAGGCGCAGGAGGAGGACGAGGAGGAGGGGGAAGAGGAGGGGGAGGAGGGCGCCGGGGGUAGUGGAAGGGACGUGCAAUCCAGUGCAGGGGCCGACCAGCAGCAAGAGCAGCAAGAGCAGGUCAAUGGGGAACAGCAAGACAAGGAGAAGCAGGAGCAGCAGUGCUGGCAUUCGGCUAUUAAUGACGGUGUUAACGACGGUGGUGGUGGCGGAGUGGCCGUGAUAUCUGGACACGUGGUGACGGGGGGCGUCUGUACUGUUUCCCUGCGGACUGUCGGAACGGCCAUGGCGCUCGCAGCUGGCAACAUCAAUACCAACGCAGCCGCCUUGGGAAAUAGCCUGCACACGCAGCUUGCAGCACCCAUUUUUAGCACACGUGCAGCCUUUAAGCUAUGGCGCAAUUUGCCCUGUCCCCUCCGGCAGCCGCCGGUGGUAACCCCCGGCAGCAUGUCCGCCGGCGCCGCGCCCGGGCCUCACGCCCGGACCUCUGAGCUUCACCCCCAAUCCUCCCCGUUUCCAAGGCAUCAUUUCCGCCGCACACCAUCAAGGCAUGGUCGCGGGAGAGCCUCGCUCAAUACCGGCACCCCGGCCCCCCUCAUCGCCACACAUCCCGCCAUCACCACCGGGCCCGCCGCGCGGAUGCCACGCGGGUGCCACAACACCCGCCGCCUGGCCGCGCCGUCGGCCGCCAGCGGCGCUACCGGUGGGGCCCCAGGUUGGCCCACUUCGCCGCUGGGGGCACAAGACCCUGGCCCAGCCUCUGCCGCGGGUGCAACCCACUUCAACCCUCGCUACACCCUCCCACUCCAGCAAGCGCAGCAGCACCAUCACCACCUUUCCGGCGCCCACCCAGCGCCUCAAGCAAAUCCACAACCGCAUCCAGCUGGCACGUCCGGGCGAAGCGGCAACUCCUGGGCCACGGCGGUGCCGGGAUCGCUAGCUUCUGCUAGCGGCGGCGCUGGCGGCGCUGGCGGCAGCAGCGGCAGCAGUAGCGCCCCCUUGCGGCAGUCGACCCCAUCUCAGUCGUCCAGACCCGCAGCCGGCCCCACUGCGGAUCAGCAGCAGCAACAACCGCAGCAACGUCGGCAGCCGCCGCCGCUGAUGAUGGCAGCAGCGGAGAACCGGGGCAAGAGUGCGGGAGCGGAGGGCUCUGCGGCGUCUGCCGCAAGUGCGGCCGUCGCUACAACAGCAUCGGCGACGGCAAGACAACCGCACGGCGGCGGUCCGGCCGGGAAACGGCCGCCGCCAGAGCCGUACAAACACCAUCAGCAACAGCUGCAACAGCAGCAACAGCUGCCCACGGACGGCGGGCUGUGGCAGCAAGGUGCGGGGGAGAGCACGCAGCUGGAGAGGUUGUACAUCAAGGAUUUUGCGCUGGUUUCGGAGCAAACUGUACGGUUGGGUCCGGGGCUCAACGCAAUUACAGGCGAGAGCGGCUCUGGGAAAUCCGUACUGGUGGAGGCCUUCUCCCAGGUGCUGGGGGCGCCCGCACCACAGGAGUGCGUGCGUGCGCCCGCGGAGGUGGCGGUCAUAGAGGGCACCUUCGUGGUGGGCGAGCAGCAGCGGGAGGCCGUGAUGCAGCUGCUGGCCGCGUGCGGGCUGCCGCUGACGCCGCGGAUGCAGAGGGCGGCGGCAGGGGGAGGCGGCGGUGGCGGUGGCGAUGACGGUGGUAGCGAUGGCAGCGACCGCAGCAGUGAGGUCUCCGGGAGCGGUGCGCUUCGGCUGACUGCGCGGCGUGAGAUCCUGGUGGCCUCCCCCUCCGGCGGCCUCCGCAGCCGGGUCUACCUGAACGGCGCCGCCAGCAGCCUCCGGGUGCUGCGGGAGCUGGGCUCCCUGAUGGUGGACAUGAACGGGCAGCACUCCACCACUAGCCUCAGGGACUCAGCCAAGCAGCUGGAUAUUCUGGAUCGCAUCGCCGGCACCUCGCCUCUUGCGGACAGCUACUGCGCCGCGCUGUCUCGACUACGGCAGUUGGAGGGCCGAUUGGACGAGCUGGACGAGCUGGACGACGAGGGAGAGAGGGCUACCAUGCAAAAGAUCGUGGAUGCGGUCGCCAAGUUGCGUGUGCAGCCCGGCGAGGAGCGGGAGCUCAGACGCACGCUCAAGAAGAUGGAGGCCCGGCGAGCGGCUGUGGAGCAGUGUGGUCUGGUCCGCAUGGCGCUGUGCGGGGAGGGGGGCCGGGGCGGCGUCACGGACGCGCUGAGGACCAUUGAGGCUCAGCUCAAUGCCAUCCUGGCGCAGGAGGAGCAGAACCGGGCCAUGGCGGCGGCGGCGGCUGCGGCGGCCAAGGGGCUCCCCGCGGGAGGAGCCCGGGGUGCUGAUGGCGACGUGGCAAGCAGCGGCAGCGGCGCUGGGGCCGCCGGUGCCGCCACCUCCGCCGCCGCCGCCACCACGGAAGACGAGGCCUUGGAGGAGGACGGUGAGGACGAGGAGGCCGGCGCUACCGCAGCUGGUUUACGGCUGAUGGAGGAAGCACUUGAGCAGGUGGCGGCGGCAAAAGAAACUUUGGCGUCGGCGGAAACCACGGUUCGUGCCUACGCCCGGCGCUACCAGUUCAGCCAGGCCGACCACGACGCCACCUCGGACCGCCUGGCCCGCAUCGAGAGACUCAUGAAGCAGGCGUCCGCCGCGAUCUUCGGAGCCGGUAGGGGCGGCCGCAGUGGCGGCGGCGUAUCGCGCAUCAUCAGUACGGAGCAGCUCCUGGAGGUGGCGGAGGAAUGCUCGUCCAAACUUGCGGCGUACUACGAAAUGGAAGGGCAACGGGAGGAAUGGGAGGCCCAACUAGGGGUCCUGGUGGACGAGAUCCGUACAACCGCAUUGCAGCUGUCCAGUUGCCGGCGGGCCGCCGCCGCUGCGCUGCGGUCCGCCGUGGAGUCCUGUCUUCGGGAGCUGGCCAUGGGGGGCAGCCGCUUCGACGUGCGGAUAGGCUGGGCUGAGGAGCCGCGGAGCGUGGGGGCUGCAGCUGAGGGGCUAUAUGUGGGGGAGGAGGAGGCGGAGGAGGCGGGUCUGGGGGAGCUCGGUGGCUGCACGUAUGUGAUGGGGCCGCGGGGGCUUGACCAGGUGGAGUUCCUCCUGGCAGCGGGUCCCUCGGAGCCCCUCAGACCGCUGGCGGCUGUCGCUUCGGGGGGCGAGUCAGCGCGCGUGAUGCUGGCGCUCAAGGCGGCACAGGCACAGGCAGCGGCUGGCGCCGGCGGCGCGAACGGCGCGCCGCCGAGUCAAGGUCAAGCUGAUGCGAGAUCUCCACCCAUGACGGGUGGUGGUGUGCCCAUCUUAAUCCUGGACGAGCUGGAUUCCGGCAUCGGUGCGCGCCUGGGGUCGGCGGUCGCCUGUUACGCAGCGCACCACAUCAAGGUUCAGAAGCAGCUCUCGCAACACGACCAGCUGCUCAAGGCCGGCUCCAGUACACACGCCAAUGCUGCCAGUGGGGGUGCGGGUGGGGGUGCGCCGUCCGGUACUGGAGUCACCGGCGGCGGCGCCGCAGCCGCAGCGUCAACGGCUGGGCGUGUGACGACGACGUUUGUGCCGCUGAUGACGUUUGAGGAGCGGUGCGAGGAGGUGGCGGCCAUGCUAGGACUGGAUCGCGGUGUGGCGGAGGAGAUGCUGUGUGGGGCUCAGAACCAGGUGUACCCCCGUCCAGCGGAGGGAGGGGAGGCGCCCCAUCUGGUGGCGCCACGUGGCUUGUUCCCGACGACCGAGGCCGCCAACGCCGUCAACGCCGUUACAGCAGCCCAGCAUCAAGAGCAGCAGCGGUGUCAAGUGCUGCCGCUAGGUGGUGGCGGCGAGGGCGCAGCUGCAGCAGCGCCCCUGCCCACGCUGGAGUCCAGCAGCAGCGGCAGCAGCGGCAGCGGCGGCAGCGGCUCCUCGCGUGGCGAAGACGCAUGGCGUGUCGUACAGGACACGUCAUGUGCCGCUGCCGCCGCAGCCGCUGAUGACGGAAACGGCAGCAGCAGGUUCGCUGGAGGGUUCUCGGUCGUGGUGUCUCCCGCCAUGGAUCCAAAUGCCGUACUUCUUGGUUACGAAGCGGCAAGCAUCAGCAGCAGCGGCGGCGACAGCAGCAGCGGCGGCAGCGGUGGCAGCAGGAGAGUCCCGGAUAGAACCAUUAAUGUGAAUCGCGGUGACAGCGGCGGCAGCGACAACGAUAGCGAGGAUUUCGAGGCGGAAGAAGCUGAGCUCUCCGUACAGCUCCUGGCGGGAGUGGAGGCUGCAGCGAUGGAGCACCUGAAGAGGAUGGAGGCGCAGGCUAAGGCCGCGGCUGCGGCGGCCGCCGCUGCCGCGGCGAUUGUGACGCCGGCGGAGGCGAGCGUACUGUCGCCGCAGCCAUCGGCGUCGCCAGGCCUUCUUCGCGAAAGCUCAGCGGAAGCAGCACUAGCGAAGAAAGAGGAGGAAGACGACGACGCAGCGGCGGCGGCUGAGGUUGCUGGGGUUCUUAGGCAGCCUGUACCCGCGAGUAAGGGAGAGGCGGAGGCGGGGUGCAAGGAUGAGGAGAAACCGGGGGAACAGGACCAGGGGCCCCCACGUACCGCUACUGCUGGCGGUAGAGAUCUCGAAGUGGCGAAGGCUGCACAUUCAGCAGCGUCUGGCGCUUCAGGUGCGCACCUUGGGGAUGAAGGCGAUGGCGGCGGCAAUGGUAAUGGUAAUGGUAAUGGUAAUGGUGGCGGCGACACCACGUCGGUUCAAAGCAGCGUGUGGGCGCCGGCGGUAUCCUCGACAGCAGCUCCGACUUUGAGCGAUGAUGACGCCACGCUCGGGUUCGGAGGCGGUGCUGGCGACGUGGCGGGCUCGGAGACAUCUUCCGGCGCCGCCGCAGCGGCCGCCUCUUCCAAUGGUCUGGAACGGCUCGACGCCGUGCCAGCGGCGGCGGCGGUUUCAGGCUCCGGCGGCGGUUUCGUCGUCACCGUACGGCCAUCAAGACCGCCGUUGCCGUAUGAUUUCAGCAGCGGCAGCAGUGUGGGCAAUGAGGAAGAGCUGGAGCCCACCCGCGGGCCGACCAAACAAGGCGACAAUGUCGUACACUUGGACGAGCAGGAACGCGGGUCGGCAAUUCCGUACGAUGCACACUACGAGAUAUCUACAAGCAACCAGGCCCGGCAAGAGCAGCAGGAGUUGUCGUCGCCGUACGUCGAGGCCGCUUCAUAUUACGAAAUAGUAGAUGCCCCGCACAACAUGGCGGCCGGCAACGGCGGAGCCACGUACAGCCUUGGCGGCGAACACGGCGGUGGGGCUGCGGGUGGGCGCUUCGUCCUGGUGCCAUCCGGCCGGGAGGACGAGUUCAGCGAGAUGUUCCGGACCAUCAUGUCCUUCAGUCGGGAGGACUACGCUGCGGAGGCGGUUCGGAGCUACGAAGCCACGCUCGUGGAGGCGAGUGGGAGAGGGAGAGGGAGAGAGAGAGAGGGGUUAGGGCCAAAGGACCCGCACCUCAACCGUGGGUGA
This is a messenger RNA of Volvox carteri f. nagariensis, 5622 nucleotides long. RefSeq lists its product as uncharacterized. The record is from RefSeq and is a predicted model, not a curated record. The transcript is spliced from 17 exons. Gene Ontology annotation, biological process: response to radiation; SOS response; double-strand break repair via homologous recombination. Gene Ontology annotation, molecular function: ATP binding; ATP hydrolysis activity. NCBI's taxonomy places the organism in Eukaryota, Viridiplantae, Chlorophyta, Chlorophyceae, Chlamydomonadales, Volvocaceae. The coding region runs from base 1 to 5622 and encodes 1873 amino acids.